AUGGAAGGCUGCGAGGUAGCGAUGUUUAUUGAGCAGCAAACACGACCUCUCCCGCCUGCGUAUGAUUUUAAGGACACCUCUAAAAUCACCCUUGUUGACGUCCAGUUACUGGCUGCCAUGGGGCCUCCAGGGGGUGGGAGGAAUCCUGUCAGCCCUAGGUUCCUGCGACACUUCAACAUUUGCACCAUCAACUCUUUCGGUGAUGAAACAAUGAUCCGCAUCUUCUCUACUGUAGUAGCCCUUUACCUAAGAGUUAAUGACUUUGCUUCUGACCUCUCCACGGCUGGAAAUCAAAUUGUCACUGCCACUUUAGAGGUGUAUAAGAAAGCCAUCAAAAAUCUUUUGCCCACACCAGCCAAAUUUCAUUAUACCUUCAACCUGCGUGACUUUUCACGGGUUAUCUAUGGCUGUUUGCUCACUAAGAAAAGUGCAGUUGAAAGCAAACGUGUGAUGAUUCAGCUGUUUGUACACGAGGUGUUUCGUGUCUUCUAUGACCGUCUGGUGGAAGAUGAUGACAGAGCCUGGUUGUUCAAUCUAGUGAAAGAUAUUGUAAAAGAACAUUUCAAAGAAGCAUUCGAUAAAGUUUUUGCACACCUUAAGGAAGGAAACUCACCUGUAACAGAAGAAGACAUGAGAAGUUUGUGUUUUGGUGACUACAUGAUUCCAGAACUUAAGGGAGAUGAAAGGCUUUAUGCUGAGGUUCCAAGCAUUGAGGAGUUCAGUGAUGUCGUGGAGCAGUGUCUGGAUGAAUAUAAUCAAACCCAGAAAACAAGAAUGAACCUUGUUGUUUUCAGGUACAUGUUGGAACAUUUAUCUCGAAUAAGCCGCAUUCUGAAGCAGCCAGGGGGAAAUGCUCUGCUGGUUGGAAUGGGAGGAAGCGGGCGGCAGUCUCUGACUCGCCUGGCAGCGUUCAUGGCAAGAAUGUGUGUUUUUCAACCAGAGAUAUCUAAGACCUAUGGUACCAGUGAGUGGAGAGAAGAUCUGAAGACACUUCUGAGGAAUGCAGGUGUUAAAGGCUUGAAAACUCUAUUUCUAAUCACAGACACGCAAAUUAAAGAAGAAAGCUUUUUAGAAGAUCUUGACAGUGUCCUCAGCACAGGAGAGGUUCCCAAUCCUUUUGCAGCAGAUGAAAAACAAGAAAUUGUAGAGGGUGUUCUUGCAGCAGUUCGGUCUGGUGAUAAAGGUGAAGAACUCAGUCCCUUGGCUUUGUAUGCACUUUUUAUGAACUUCUGCAAAGAAAACCUCCAUACUGUGGUGGCAUUCAGCCCAAUUGGAGAUGCUUUCCGCAAUCGUCUGAGGCAGUUUCCAUCACUCAUCAACUGCUGUACUAUUGAUUGGUUCCAGCCGUGGCCUGAAGAUGCCUUGGAACGUGUGGCCAAUAAGUUCUUAGAAACACUUCAGCUCACAGACACUGAGCGUCAGGGAAUUGUGCCCAUCUGUAAAUACUUUCAUACUUCAGUUUUGUCACUCUCUGAAAGGUUCUUACAAAGUAUGGGACACCAUAAUUAUGUUACUCCUACUUCUUAUCUUGAGCUUAUUGCUUCAUUUCGGAGGCUUCUUACUGAGAAACGAGACAGUGUCAUGAAGGCCAAGAAGAAAUAUGUGAAUGGGCUAGAUAAACUAGCUUUUGCUGAGUCACAGGUUGGUAGGAUGAAAGUAGAGCUUCAGCCCAAACUAGAAGAGGCAAAAGUGGAAAAUGCAAGCAUGAUGAAGAUUAUAGAAGUAGAAUCUGCAGGAGUAGAAGAAAAAAGAAAAAUUGUAAAAGUGGAUGAAGAAAUUGCUACAGAAAAAGCUGAAGAAGCUCAGGCACUGAAAAAUCAAUGUCAGAGUAGUGACCUGGCAGAGGCAAUACCUGUCAUGGAGGCUGCAAUCAGUGCUCUUGGCACUUUGAAGCCUUCUGAUAUAGCAGUUGUCAAAACAAUGAAAAAUCCUCCCUCUGGUGUCAAACUUGUCAUGGCUGCUGUCUUUGUCAUAAGAGGAAAAAACCCUGAAAGAAUUGCAGAUCCUUCAGGGUCUGGAGGCAAGAUUUUGGAUUACUGGACUGCAGGCCAGAAAAUGCUUGGCAACAUGAAUUUCUUAAAGGAAUUGAAAGCCUGUUCUGAGAAACCCAUUCCAGUAACUGUCAUGCAGAAGAUUCGGACUGAGUACCUGACUAAUCCAGAGUUUGAUCCACAAGUGGUGGCUAAAGCUUCCUCAGCAGCAGAGGGUUUAUGCAAAUGGAUUAAGGGAAUGGAAGUCUUUCACAGGGUACACAAAGAGAUUGAACCCAAAAAAGAACGUUUAAAAGUGGCAGAGGAGUCCUUGGCAACGACAAUUACAAUGGAACUGUUGAAUCAGAAGAGAGAAGAACUUGCAGCAGUUGAAGGCUGUUUGGCUGCUUUGGAACAAACUUUCACUGAAAAGAUGGAAGAAAAGGCUCGUUUUGAAUUCCAGGUUGAUAUGUGUGCUAAAAAACUGGAACGAGCAGAGAAGUUGAUUAGAGGCCUUGGCGGAGAGAAAACAAGAUGGAAUCAAGCUGCAUAUGAUCUUCAAGAGGAAUAUGAUAAUCUGACAGGAGAUAUUCUGAUAUAAGCUGGUGUAAUAGCUUAUCUGGGAGCUUUUACUGCUGGGUUUCGACAAGAAUGUACCAAAGAUUGGAGUAAACUGUGCAAGGAGAAAGAAAUCCCAUGUUCUGAGAAUUUCUCUUUGAGCAAGAGUCUUGGUGACCCAAUAAAAAUAAGAGCCUGGAAUAUUGCUGGUUUGCCAACUGAUGUAUUUUCUGUAGACAAUGGGGUCAUUGUUGACAAUUCAAGACGUUGGCCAUUAGUGAUUGAUCCUCAAGGUCAAGCAAAUAAAUGGAUCAAGAAUUUUGAGAAGGACAACCAUCUGAGUGUUAUCAAGAUCAGUGACACAGAUUGUAUGAGAACUGUGGAAAAUUGCAUUCAGUUUGGGACUCCACUGCUGCUAGAAAAUGUUGGAGAAGAACUAGACCCAUCUCUUGAACCUUUGCUGCUUAAACAGACUUUUAAACAAGGAGGUAUGGAGUGUAUCAGGCUUGGUGAGAGCAUUAUCAAGUAUUCCAGUGAUUUCAAGUUUUUUAUUACCACAAAACUAAGAAAUCCACACUAUUUGCCUGAACUUGCCACAAAAGUUUUAUUACUCAAUUUUAUGAUAACACCAGAGGGACUUGAAGACCAACUGUUAGGUAUUGUUGUAGCAGAAGAGAGGCCAGAUUUAGAAGAGGAAAGAAAUGCUCUCAUUGUUCAGUCUGCAGCCAACAAAAAGAAUCUACAAGAAACUGAGAAGAAAAUUUUAGAAACUUUGGAGUUGUCUGAAGGUGAUAUUCUGGAAGAUGAGACUGCCAUCCAGGUCUUGGAUUCUGCCAAAAUCAUGGCUAAUGAGAUCACAAGAAAACAGCAUGUAAGGAAGAAGACAGAGCUGAAGAUCGCGGAGUCACGGGAGGCGUAGCGGCCCAUGGCACAGCACUUGGCUGUGAUGUUCUUCAGCAUUGCAGACAUGGCCAACAUCGACCACAUGUACCACUACUCUCUCAGCUGGUUUGUCAAUCUCUUCAUCAGCUCCAUUCAUGACAGUAAUAAAUCCAAAAUUUUGACGAAGCGACUUCAGUAUCUAAAUGACCACUUCACCUACAAUCUGUACUGCCAAGUCUGUCGUUCACUGUUUUAAACGGACAAGCUGCUCUUCUCGUUUUUGUUGUGCUGUAAUCUGCUCAUGGCUAAUGGUGAAAUAGAACAUCAAGAGUUUAUGUUUUUACUUACUGGAGGUAUGGGUCUCAAGAAUGAGCACAAGAAUCUGGAUCCAGCUUGGCUAUCAGAUAAGAGCUGGGAUGAAUUAUGUUGUGCAAGUGAAUUCCCAGCUAUGGAAAGACUGAGGAGUCAUGUCUCUGAAAAUACAGGUGAAUGGCAAAAAAUGUACGAUAGCAAAGAACCUCAAAACUUUCCAUUACCAGAAGAGUUGAAUAAUACAUUAACUGAAUUUCAGAAGAUUAUAAUUCUUCAGUGCUUAAGACCAGACAAGAUUGGUUCAGCUAUAACAACAUUUGUUACUGAGAAACUGGGGAAGAAAUUUGUAGAGCCACCGCCUUUUGAUCUAGCAAAAAGCUACUUAGAUUCAACUGCUACAGUCCCUUUAAUAUUCGUGCUAUCUCCGGGAGCAGAUCCCAUGUCUAGCCUCCUGAAACUGGCAAAUGACAGAGAGAUGGUAGGAGAUAAAUUUCAGUCCAUCUCAUUAGGACAAGGACCAAUAGCUACAAAAAUGAUUCAAACAGGGAUGGAAGAAGGAACAUGGGUUUGUUUACAAAAUUGUCAUUUAGCUGUCUCCUGGAUGCCAGUGCUGGACAAAAUAUGUGAGGAGCUUAACAGUGAAAAAUGCCACCCAGAAUUCAGACUUUGGCUUACAAGUUACCCUUCACCAAAGUUUCCAGUAACUGUUCUGCAGAAUGGAGUGAAGAUGAUAAAUGAACCUCCUACUGGUCUCCGGUUAAACCUACUUCAGUCAUUUCUUUCUGAUCCUAUUUCUGAUCCUGAAUUCUUUGCUGGAUGCCCUGGAAAGGAGCUGAUAUGGGAGAAACUACUCUUUGGAGUUUGUUUCUUCCAUGCUCUUGUUCAGGAGAGAAGGAAGAUUUGGCCCCUUGGUUGGAAUAUACCCUAUGGAUUUAAUGAAUCCAACUUGCGAAUCAGUAUCAGACAGCUGCAGUUAUUUAUCAAUGAGUAUAGCUAUGUUCCCUUUGAAGCUAUCUCUUACCUGACUGGUGAGUGUAACUAUGGAGGUCGAGUGACAGAUGACUGGGACAGAUGUCUGCUGCUUACAGUGCUGGAUGACUUCUAUAACCCAGAUAUAAUUGAAAAUCCUCGUUACAAUUUUUCUCCCAGUAGCAACUACUAUGCUCCUCCCAAAGGCACUUAUGAGGAGUACAUUGAGUUUAUUAAGAAUCUUCCCUUUACUCAGCACCCAGAGGUAUUUGGCUUGCAUGAAAAUGUGGAUAUUGCAAAAGAUCUUCAGCAAACUAAUACCCUUUUUGAAUCUCUGCUUUUAACACAAGGAGGAGGCACUCAGGGAACUUCUGGGGGUGGUGACAGCACUCUUUAUGCAAUUGCAGAUGAUAUUCUCAGCAAGCUUCCAAAGGAUUUUGACAUUGAAAGUUGCCUUAUUAAAUAUCCUGUGAGAUAUGAGGAAAGUAUGAAUACUGUGCUGGUGCAAGAAAUGGAAAGAUUUAACCAUUUAAUCCGAACUAUUGGCAUUACACUAAUUAACCUGAAGAAAGCCAUUAAAGGACUGGUUGUUAUGGAUGCUGACCUGGAGGCUCUGUCUGGCAGUCUCCUGGUUGGAAAAGUUCCUGAGAAGUGAGCACAGCAUUCAUACCCAAGUCUAAAACCACUAGGGAGCUAUGUUGUUGAUUUGCUAGCAAGGCUGAAGUUUUUACAGGAUUGGUAUGAGUUAGGGAAGCCUGCUGUUUUUUGGCGUUUUUUUACUCAAGCUUUCCUAACUAGAGCCAUGCAAAACUAUGCUAGGAAGCACAGGAUCCCUAUUGACCUUCUAGGAUAUGAAUUUGAGGUUAUUCCUCAGGAUACUGCUGAUACUCCACCAGAGGACGGUGUUUACAUCCAUGGAUUAUUUUUGGAUGGAGCUUGCUGGGACAGGACCAAGGGAAUGUUAACUGAGCAGUAUCCCAAAGUGCUCUUUGAUGCCAUGCCAAUCAUUUGGAUAAAGCCAACUGUAACAUCAGACAUAAAGGAGUCAAAUGCCUAUGUUUGCCCACUCUACAAGACAAGUGAGCGCAAAGGGGUCCUGUCCACUACUGGGCAUUCCAUGAACUUCGUCAUUGCUUUGAUGCUCAACACGGACCAGCCAGUCCAGCACUGGAUCAAGAGAGGUGUAGCCUUGCUGUCCCAGCUGGAUGACUGACUGCACACAGUUCACAUACAGACUUCACACCAUCUUGUUCUCUUGGCUGGCUUACAGAGGAAGUGGAACUUAGUGCGUAGAAGACACAUCUGGAGGUUUUUUUAUUGUAAGAGGGCAUAAAAAUACUCUCUCUGACCCUGAAGCUUUUGUAUUCUCUGUGUGUUAUUAUUAUUAUGACCGUCUUUACAAUCUGUAAGCCAUACAACUAGGAAUUUAGCCCUUGGUGAUAUUAUUAAAAUGUGAGCAUCUUUCUUGUGAUUAGUUGAAUAUCACAAAACAUAUUUUCAUGGGAAAUGAAAGUAGUCUGCACUUUCUGAGAAAAACAUUACAGAUAAUAAAUUUGAUUCUGCA
This is a messenger RNA of Prinia subflava (tawny-flanked prinia), 6255 nucleotides long. RefSeq names its product dynein axonemal heavy chain 12 (gene DNAH12). Gene Ontology annotation, cellular component: dynein complex. NCBI's taxonomy places the organism in Eukaryota, Metazoa, Chordata, Aves, Passeriformes, Cisticolidae. Gene Ontology annotation, molecular function: minus-end-directed microtubule motor activity; dynein light intermediate chain binding; dynein intermediate chain binding. Gene Ontology annotation, biological process: microtubule-based movement. The record is from RefSeq and is a predicted model, not a curated record.